Molecule: messenger RNA, 1899 nt
Organism: Mytilinidion resinicola
Lineage: Eukaryota; Fungi; Ascomycota; Dothideomycetes; Mytilinidiales; Mytilinidiaceae
Exons: 2
Coding region: 326-1804 (492 amino acids)
Source: RefSeq, a predicted model, not a curated record
ACGCAGCUGCUCGCCAACUCAAACACCGGGAAUGAUCGACGUGAGAACGUGGAACUGCGCCCAGUCCUGUGAUGAAAAACAGCAAAGCCGGCGAAAUUGAGGACACUUCACAAAGGCCAACGGUCCUUGAACGACAUGCUGCGGCUGAAGGCUGAAGGCUAAAAGCACGGAGGCGGGAGGAAGCGCGGGGGUUGAGGGCGGCCGGGAGGGCCUCGAAUGCUUUUGGCGCCUGCAAUGUCUGCAUUAUGGCGGUUUCGGAGGAGGCUAGACCUGGUCUUCUGUUGCCAACGCUGCAUGAGGCGCGAAUUGUCGCAAAAAGGGAUCCAUGUUCGUUUUGGGGGGCGGCAGUGUUGGUACCAUUGGCUUAUACAUGCGGCUCUGCGUGAAAUUUGUGAGGGGAUCGAAGAAAAAGCAAAGAUUCGGCCGAGGCAGCCUGACUGGGGUGCCAGCCAGAGCUGAGAGUGCCAGACAGGCUUGCAGUUACGGAGAGAGCCUGACGUAUAAAGUUAAAGCCGUGUCCGAGAUCCUACCAACGAGGAUUGUUGACAUUACUGAAGGCCUUGCGCGCUCGAACAGCCUUAUUCUAGUCUCUCAUCUCUGCGCUCCGUUUGUCCACGCCCUGAUAGUUGCGAGAAUGACAACGACUAGCAGUAGAGGACCUCUUGACAAUGGAGGACCUUAUGACAAAGAGUUCUUCGUUUUCAAGAAACCAAUGGUCGCCGAAGGUAGAGAGCUGAACUACCUUGGUGUUGCUUUUGAGAGCCCUCAAAAAGGUUCCAGCGGCAGAUUUACCCCAAAGGGACCAGGACAGGCACAACCUCCUGCAGUAAUCCCGACCAACAACGCGCAGGGAAGAAAGUACGGAAGUCCCUGCCCGUGGCCAAAAGACCUUCUCACUACUCCGGGAAAUACACUCUACCCCAACGAGGCAACCGAGGCCAUUGGCGUCGAAAAGAUUCUUCAGAACGUCAUCGGUAACGACACCAAGACCACGUUACUCGACACUAUUGCCUUCGCUUUAAAUGUCCAUAAAGAUGACCUCGACACAACUGUCAUACCAAUCAUGCGGCGUUGGACAAUGGAGGAUCCAGAGAAUGCUAUCGAAGAUCUGCUCCCCAAUAUCGAGUAUCGACUACGCUUGAUCGAUUUACUUGAUCAUCUGCCAGAGCUAGCCCGCGGAAAACCAAAGAUUCUGUACAUUGCGACAAACUUGAUUGCUUGCAGUGGGCUUUCGCUCGCCCGCGUUGAGGAAUUGGACGUGCAGCUGAAGGUUGAGGGCGGUGAUCCGACCGAUACGGUCAACUUGAAGUUGGGUACAAGCGUGUACAAGGUCAAGAACAGCACCUUGAAGGGAAAGUAUCAAUCGGACGUGGUAAUGUGCAUGUCGUACCGAAAAGUGGCCUACAUGCGCUUGAAGGAGGGGGAUUCCCCGUACUCCUCUCCAUGGUGGCAAUUCUGGGCAAAGCGAUAUGACGCAAAAGUGCUCGACCUAGCACACCGGUACGAAGACGAAGACGGUACCAAACACUAUUUCUGGAUUGACCAUCACGAUGCAGAGGGUCAGGUACCGGCUUUCAUGGGCUCGAACGGAAAUCAGACAACGGAAGACAUGGGCACAUCUGCUAGCGAGUUAAAGCAGAACGCAACAGAGAAUUGCGACGGCAAACAGGGAAUGCAGCAAGAAACAGGGAUCUUUGAAGACGCCACGAUCUACAAAGGCCCCGGUGACUUUAGUCACAACGACUUCGGGUUACCCCGAGGUUUCUUUGACGAUGGCAUUGAUCCUAAUCAGGAAACUGAAUGAGAUUGGCAUCGGAUGGGGAGACGUGAGCAGUUAUGACAACGAGAACUGGAAUGCAAGGGCUUCUUGAUGGUGAAAUUUUGAACAAGUCUGACGCU